UCAGUAGGAUCACUGUGGAAAAUGGAAUAACAAGUUUCAAGGCGUUAUUCCAUUUGCAUAAAUAAAAACAUUUGCCUGUCUUUACGUGCGCACCCAAUUUCAGACCAAACCCGUCGCCUCCGAAUCGACGACACUAGAAUCUCUCUCUCUCUCUCUCUCUGUCUGCCAAAGCUCUUCGGCGAUGGCUCUGCAACUGUGGGAGACCCUCAAAGAAUCCAUCGUCGCCUCCACGGGCCUGUCCCCAGCGACUUUCUUCACCAUCCUUGCCCUUGGGCUCGCCGUCUACUAUGUCGUGUCCGGCCUCUUCGGGUCGUUAUCCCACCGCCACCAGAGGCCGAGGAACUACCAGGAGCAGAUGAAGCCUCUCGCUCCUCGUGUUCAGCUUGUCGAGACCUCCGAGGACGAGCUCAAGCAGUACGACGGCACCGACCCCAAGAAGUCUCUCUUGAUGGCCAACAGGGGGCAGAUCUACGAUGUCUCUCAGAGCAGAAGGAGUUACGAUGUCUUCCUAAGUUUCAGAGGCACAGACGUCCACAAUAACUUUCUUGGUCAUCUCUACAUAGCUCUGACCAGAGAGGAAUUAACACUUACAUCGAUAGUGAAGAAUUGAGGAAGGGAGAG
Messenger RNA from Eucalyptus grandis, 621 nucleotides. Its product is annotated as membrane steroid-binding protein 2-like. Bases 182 to 610 code for a protein of 142 amino acids. The record is from RefSeq and is a predicted model, not a curated record. Gene Ontology annotation, cellular component: endomembrane system; membrane. Gene Ontology annotation, biological process: signal transduction. Lineage: Eukaryota; Viridiplantae; Streptophyta; Magnoliopsida; Myrtales; Myrtaceae. The transcript has 2 exons.